AUGGCUCCUAUCUUAUUAUCAUUAGCGCACUUUUGUGAUAAACACGGACCUAAAGUAAUUUUAGUGACUCAGGCCGGUGAUAUUGACGAUCCUACAGGUGAUAUAUUAUUAGUUCCAAAUUAUCCGACAGAUUCUUACUGCGAAUCAUGUAUAUUACAUUUUCCUAAUGAGGAUACAGAUGGCGUUCGCUCCAUGAGAAGUUUUAUGAGUGAUAUACCAUACGUUACUACUCAAUACUCUACGAUACGGUAUCAAUUAUUAAGUUAUAUUACUAAAAAAGCGUUUUCUGAAGAGAGUAUGAUAUAUGAUGGAAGUCCUUUAGUGUUCUUUGAUGAUACACGUGGAUUGAAUUUGGUUAUUGGGUUUAAAUUAUAUGACGAGAAUGCAAGAGGUAAUGAAAGACGAUAUUCAUUUAUUUUUACAGUGGACUCUAAGGAUCAAGAUACUGCGACAAAAAUUUUAGCAGAUCACUGGAUCUUUAUUACUAGUAGCUUUAAUAAAAUGAUCGAUCAUAUAAAAUUUAGACAUAAACAAAAAUUAAAUCAAUUAAGGAAAGAUUCCACUGGAAAUCCAUUUAUAAGUAGUAAUUUUUUGAAAGUUAAUAAAUUAAAGACUGCAACAAAUUUACUUGAAUUAACGAAUGACCCAAUGUUAUUUAUUAGGAUUCAUAAAUGGAAUUCGUUUGUCAUUAAUUCUCUUAUAACUGCACCUCGCCGUUAA
Molecule: messenger RNA, 720 nt
Organism: Maudiozyma saulgeensis
Lineage: Eukaryota; Fungi; Ascomycota; Saccharomycetes; Saccharomycetales; Saccharomycetaceae
Source: the annotation of a GenBank genome assembly